GGCCGUGAAGUGACUGACUGCCUGUCCGUCAGCCCAGAAACCAGAGGGAUGCUGCCGUGUGCUUGGUGACUGCAAUUCCCAGACGAUGGCUCUCUCAGUCUGGACGUGAGCGGACGACCGGAGGAGGGCAGCCGCACUAACUCGCUUCUCCGGCUAUUCCUCUCAUUAUUUUAUUAUUUUUUUCAAAUUUUUGACAGUCGGCGGGCCUACCUGGUGCCUUCCUGUCUCAGCCAGAGUGAGUGGAGCCGCUUCUCUUGGAGCCGGGGCUGAGGAGGGUGUGCUUGAAGGAUGAUUUUGAGCGUGGGCUUCGGCAUCUUCCUGCUUCUCUCUCACCGGGUCCUCGGCGCCGAGAGUCACCUUUCCACCGAAGUUCUGCUGCUAGACACAACAGCUGCACUUGGAGAACUUGGAUGGAAGGCAUACCCAGUAAAUGGGUGGGAUGCUAUCCCAGAAAUGGAUGAACGCAACAGACCCAUCCACACGUACCAGGUCUGCAAUGUGAUGGAACCAAAUCAAAAUAACUGGCUGCGAACAAACUGGAUUUCCCGUGAGGCAGCACAGAAAGUGUAUGUGGAAUUAAAGUUCACCCUGAGGGACUGCAAUAGCAUUCCCUGGGUUCUCGGAACCUGUAAGGAAACAUUCAACUUGUAUUACAUGGAAUCAAAUGCAUCUCAUGGAAUUAAAUUCAAACAAAGCCAAUAUACUAAAAUUGAUACAAUUGCAGCUGAUGAGAGCUUUACUCAGAUGGAUCUAGGAGAUCGUAUACUUAAACUAAACACUGAGAUCCGUGAGGUUGGGCCAAUAACCAAAAAAGGAUUUUACCUGGCCUUCCAAGAUAUUGGAGCUUGCAUCGCUCUUGUCUCUGUGCGGGUAUACUAUAAAAAAUGCCCAUUUACUUUCCGCAACUUGGCAAUGUUUCCUGAUACAAUCCCCAGAGUUGAUUCUUCUUCUCUUGUGGAAGUUCGAGGUUCCUGUGUAAAGAAUGCAGAGGAGAAAGAUACACCAAAACUCUACUGUGGUGCCGAUGGAGACUGGUUGGUUCCUUUGGGAAGAUGCGUCUGCAGUGUUGGCUAUGAGGAAGUUGAUGGAUCUUGCCAUGCUUGCAGACCUGGGUUCUACAAAGCUUUUGCCGGAAACAUCAAGUGCUCCAAAUGUCCUCCACACAGCUUCUCCCAUGAAGAUGCAUCAGAAGUGUGUGUAUGUGAAAAAAAUUACUUCAGGGCAGAAAAAGACCCACCAUCCAUGGCUUGUACAAGACCUCCUUCUACCCCUCGAGAUGUCAUUUUCAACAUUAAUGACUCAUCACUAAUCCUGGAGUGGAGUCCACCAGUCGACACAGGGGGACGAAAGGACCUCACCUACAAUGUCAUCUGUAAGAUGUGUGGCUUAGGCCCUAAGAAAUGCUCACUCUGUGGAGGAGGGAUGCGUUUUCUGCCUCGUAACACUGGUCUAACAAAUACCUCAGUGACCGUCGUUGACUUUCUUGCCCACAUGAACUACACAUUUGAGAUCGAGUCAGUGAAUGGUGUCUCCAGUGAGAGUAUGGUCCCCAGACAGUUUGCUAUUCUCACCAUCAUCACUAAUCAGGCAGCUCCCUCUCUGAUUGGGUUUCUGAGGAAAGACUGGGCAUCCCAGAACAGUAUUGGUCUGUCAUGGCAGGAACCCGAGCAUCCAAAUGGAAUCAUUCUGGACUACGAGAUAAAGUACUAUGAAAAAGAACACGAACAGCUCAGCUACUCCUCCACAAGGUCCAAAUCUCCCAGUGUAAUCAUUAAUGGACUGAAGCAGGCUACGAAAUAUGUAUUUCAGAUCCGUGCCCGGACUGCAGCUGGAUAUGGCAGUUACAGUCAGAAGUUUGAGUUUGAGACCGGAGACGAAUCAUCUGAUAUUGCCACAGAACAGGGGCAAGUUUUGGUCAUCGCAACUGCUGCAGUUGGAGGAUUCACUCUCCUCGUUAUCCUAACCCUCUUUUUCUUAAUCACUGGCAGGUGUCACUGGUAUAUUAAGGCAAAAAUGAAAUCUGAAGAAAAGAGGAGGACACAUUUCCAAAAUGGUCACAUCAGAGUCCCAGGGAUAAGAACAUACAUUGAUCCUGAUACUUAUGAAGACCCAUCUCAAGCAGUGCAUGAAUUUGCGAAAGAAAUAGACCCCUCCAGAAUUCGCAUAGAGAGAGUGAUUGGAGCAGGGGAAUUUGGAGAAGUCUGCAGUGGUCGGCUAAAGACACCAGGGAAAAGGGAGAUUCCCGUGGCUAUUAAGACCUUAAAAGGAGGUUACAUGGACAGACAACGGAAGGAUUUUCUCAGAGAAGCAAGCAUCAUGGGCCAGUUUGAUCACCCUAACAUCAUUCGUUUGGAGGGAGUCGUUACAAAAAGUCGGCCAGUAAUGAUAGUCGUUGAAUAUAUGGAAAAUGGAUCCCUGGACUCAUUUCUGAGGAAACAUGAUGGACAUUUCACAGUCAUCCAACUAGUGGGCAUGCUUCGUGGAAUAGCAUCUGGCAUGAAAUACCUGUCUGACAUGGGAUAUGUACACCGAGACUUGGCAGCUCGCAACAUACUUGUCAAUAGUAACCUUGUCUGCAAAGUAUCAGACUUUGGGCUUUCGAGAGUGCUAGAAGAUGACCCUGAAGCUGCAUAUACAACAACUGGUGGAAAAAUUCCUAUUCGAUGGACUGCUCCUGAAGCAAUAGCCUACAGGAAAUUCUCUUCAGCAAGUGACGUGUGGAGUUAUGGGAUUGUAAUGUGGGAAGUCAUGUCAUAUGGGGAAAGACCUUACUGGGAGAUGUCCAACCAAGAUGUCAUUUUAUCGAUAGAAGAAGGCUAUCGACUUCCUUCCCCAAUGGGCUGCCCAGCCACACUCCAUCAGCUCAUGCUUCAUUGUUGGCAAAAAGAACGUAAUCACAGGCCAAAGUUCACAGAAAUCGUCAGCUUCUUGGACAAGGUGAUUCGCAAUCCCAGCAGCCUUCAGACCUUAGUGGAAGAAGUACAUGGGUUGCCAGAAUCACCAGGUGAAGUCCCAGAAUUCUCUUUCUUUGUCUCAGUGAAUGAUUGGCUGGACUCAAUCAAGAUGGAUCAAUACAAGAACAAUUUCAUGGCUGCAGGCAUCACCACUUUGGAUUCUGUCACAAGGAUGAGUAUUGAUGACGUGAGAAGAAUUGGUGUCACAUUAAUAGGACAUCAGAGACGAAUAGUGAGCAGUAUACAGACUUUAAGACUGCACAUGUUCCACAUACAGGAGAAAGGAUUUCAUGUGUGA
This is a messenger RNA of Pristis pectinata (smalltooth sawfish), 3252 nucleotides long. It is a transcript of the gene epha6, whose product is annotated as eph receptor A6. Bases 289 to 3252 code for a protein of 987 amino acids. The transcript is spliced from 17 exons. The record is from RefSeq and is a predicted model, not a curated record. Lineage: Eukaryota; Metazoa; Chordata; Chondrichthyes; Rhinopristiformes; Pristidae. Gene Ontology annotation, molecular function: protein binding; ATP binding; transmembrane-ephrin receptor activity. Gene Ontology annotation, biological process: cell surface receptor protein tyrosine kinase signaling pathway; protein phosphorylation; axon guidance. Gene Ontology annotation, cellular component: plasma membrane; neuron projection.